Vanessa atalanta (red admiral) is the source of this 1681-nucleotide messenger RNA. RefSeq names its product ethanolamine-phosphate cytidylyltransferase (gene Pect). The transcript has 8 exons. Gene Ontology annotation, biological process: phosphatidylethanolamine biosynthetic process. Lineage: Eukaryota; Metazoa; Arthropoda; Insecta; Lepidoptera; Nymphalidae. Gene Ontology annotation, cellular component: cytoplasm. The record is from RefSeq and is a predicted model, not a curated record. Bases 217 to 1353 code for a protein of 378 amino acids. Gene Ontology annotation, molecular function: ethanolamine-phosphate cytidylyltransferase activity.
UCGAUCCCGCCGGACAGAGUAGGCCGCUCUUUAUCAGUAUUUAAUCCAUUCAGUUCAGUCAGUUUUCAGUGUGCCAGUGUAACUGUCAAUCGUCAAUCGUGUUGUCAGUUUACAUUCUAAUAUUUUGUUCGUGCUUGUUUUAAAUUACACUUUAUUUAUUAUAAAUUAAAUAAACAAUCAUUUAAUACCCAAUAGUUUUAUAUAAAAUAUCAAAUUAUGAGUGACAACAAGGAAGAUAAAAAGCAAAUACGUGUGUGGUGUGAUGGAUGCUAUGACAUGGUUCAUUUUGGCCAUGCUAAUUCUUUGAGACAAGCAAAAGCUCUUGGUGGUGUAUUAAUAGUAGGUGUACACACAGAUGAAGAAAUAUCUAAACAUAAAGGCCCUCCUGUCUUUACACAGGAGGAGAGAUAUAAAAUGGUUCGUGCAAUCAAAUGGGUCGACCAAGUGGUGGAGGGAGCACCGUAUGUUACAACACUAGAAACGUUAGAUAAAUACCAAUGUGAUUUUUGUGUGCAUGGAGAUGACAUCACAGUGACUGCAGAUGGAAUUGAUACAUAUCAUUUGGUUAAAGAAGCUGGGAGAUACAGAGAAGUAAAUAGAACAGCUGGAGUGUCCACUACAGAUUUAGUAGGAAGGAUGCUGUUACUCACACGAGAACACUUCAAAGGUGACAAAGAAUACACAGUAGCCCUGGAGCACUCUUCAAAUCUUGGUACAGAUUCAACCGCAAGGUCACCUUACACCGGCUGUUCACAGUUCUUACCCACCACUCAAAAGAUCAUCCAGUUCAGCAGUGGUCUUUCACCUAAGCCUACUGACAAAGUGGUGUACGUCGCGGGUGCGUUCGAUCUGUUCCACGUGGGGCACUUGGACUUCCUCGAAGCGGCGCACGCGCACGGGGACUUCCUCAUCGUGGGGCUGCACACCGACCUCGAAGUGAACCGCUACAAAGGCUCCAACUACCCCAUAAUGAACCUCCACGAACGCGUGCUCUCUGUUCUCGCUUGUAAGUAUGUUCACGAAGUGGUGAUCGGAGCGCCGUAUAGUGUGACAGCGGAAUUAAUGGAUCACUUCAGGGUAGAGGUGGUGUGUCACGGCCUAACGCCCAUCGCGCUGGACGCUGAUGGUUCUGACCCUUACAAAGUGCCAAAACAACGUGGAUGUUUUAAGGUAUUAAAUUCGGGCAACAGCAUGACAACUGAGGACAUAGUUCAACGAAUAAUCCGUCACAGAUUAGAAUUCGAAGAAAGAAACACGCGCAAAGAAAAAAAGGAAAUCGCCCAAAUGAAAUCAAUACAAAAGGAACAUAUUAAACAGAAUGGAAAUUGUGAAUAUAAAGCAUAUUCUGGUUAAAAAUAUAUUUAAAAAUAAAAAACUAAAUUAUCUGUACCCAGUACAUUCGCUGAAAGUUCAUGAUACUCUGAAUUUUCAUUCUCAUUGGAUCAUGGGUAUAAUUACUUUCUACUUACGACGAUAAAUUUAUUAUUAAUAAAUAAUCCAUAUUUAAUAUAUUGUAUAAUAUUAGGUACCUUAUUACAAAGUUAAAAGUAAUCCACAGUUAACUAAACUAAAUGUAUUUAUUCGCAUUUCAUAGAAUAAUAAUAAUGCUCUCAUUCCGAAAAAAAAUAUGUAAAACAAAUAAUGUUAACGCAUAUUUUGUAUUAAUAUCAAUGAAUUUUAA